AGCAGUGCAAGGUUCGUAGUUAAAGGACUUCUUCCGUAGCCUUGGCCGGGUGUUUGUGUCUAUAUAUCGUUCGAUUCUAAGACCUACUCUCAGAAAAAAUACACAAAAACAUGGGUCGUAUAUUUCUCAAUCACCCCGGCGGGAUCACUUUGUAUUCUUGUGCGAACUGCGAUACAGCUUUGACGAACAGAUCGGAGUUAACAUCAAUGAGAUUCAAUGGAGCUACUGGAAGGGCGUUUUUGUUCAAGAAAGUGGUUAAUUUAACAUUCAGCAAUGUUCAAGAUAGAGUAAUGCUUACUGGAAGGCACAUGGUCAGAGAUGUCUUCUGUAAGAACUGCAACUCAAAACUUGGCUGGAUGUAUGAAUAUGCAACAGAGGAGAGCCAACAAUACAAGGAGGGCCAAGUUAUUCUGGAGCGGGCUUUGGUGACUGAAAGUGAAGGAAUUGAAGAAAUUGGUGACUUUGAUCAAUAGCAUUUCAGUUUGUUAACUUUUUGAGUUUCAGUGAUGAAAGCUGUUGUACAUAAAAUAUUAUGAAAUAUUUAACAUGAUACUUUGGGCAAAGUAGGGAACUUUCAGAAAUAAGAUAUUCCAUCAUUUGAAUAUUUAGACAUUUGAUUUUGAAAUAAGGGUAAGGGCAACUCUGAACUACUUGUUUCCCAUUUUUAGGAGUACAGCUUUAACAACAAUUAUCUGAUCUGUUCAUUGUUAUUCAAAUUAUUAUGAAUGUUUCAGCUGCUUAAAUUUUAGUUAUUACAAGUUGCAAAUUCUCCUGUACAUAAAGUUUAUACUGUAUAUAUUGCAUAUACCAAAUACCGAUUGGCAAAUUUUAAUAUAUUUCACCAUUGAGCAUAAAGUAACAGCUUUUCCAUAUUAAGUAACAUCAACAUGGAACAAAAUUUUGCAUAAUAUAAUGUGAACAAUUGUACUUUGUCUCUGUAUCAGGGAUAAGUAAGGCAAAUGAAAGUGUUUUUUCUGAUUUAUUGGUUUCCAAGACUGUUCUUGUUUUAACCUACAAAAUCAUUGUAAUUUCACUCAUUACAGAAAUGGGAUAAGAGCCGGUGGGAGAGGCUAGAUUAAUGGCAUCUCAAGUUAAUCUGUGAAUUAUUAUUGGUGAUUGUAUUUAGACUAUUAGGAACUAAGUUGUAAAUUGGCAGAGUAUGAGCAGAAUCACUCACGCCUAAUGAGGAACAUUUUGGGCAUUAGGAAACUUUUGAGCAUUUUGAAUUUUGCUUCAGUAAAAACUGAUAUUUACAUUAAAAGGGUCAUUCCAACAUUCAGUUCAUUUCAAUCCUUCCCAAUUUUGUUGAUCUACACAUUUGUUAGGACCUGCUACAUCUAACGAGUUUUCCAAAUAUUUCCAGCUGUUUUUGAUUCACCUUUGCAGCAAUACUUUGGACUUUUGAACAAUGCACCCCUAUCUGAUCUCUGUUGUUGUAAUCAAGUUUGUUACCAGGUUUGAAUCAUUAAAGGUGUUGAACUUGUUCAA
Pocillopora damicornis (cauliflower coral) is the source of this 1488-nucleotide messenger RNA. RefSeq names its product protein yippee-like 5. The record is from RefSeq and is a predicted model, not a curated record. Lineage: Eukaryota; Metazoa; Cnidaria; Anthozoa; Scleractinia; Pocilloporidae.